AUGAAGAACCUACCAUCUUCUCUUCACCUGCUGUUAUUGGCUAUGCUGUAUUUUGUGCUCCAAGGUGACAGGAAAAUACUGUUUUCAUGGGAGAAGAGAAAGAAAACGAAUGCCCAGCAAGAAAAAAGACAAGGAGUGGGCCUGUCGCUUGGUAUGGGAGGAGGAGGCGAUGUGCAGACAGCUGCAACUGUAGCUCCGCAGAGACAGGCAGAGGCUCUUACGCCCCAAACAGCACCACCACAGCCACUUGAAGAAACCGUCAUCACAUCUGCUCGAACAAAUGCCGACCAAUAUUCCAUUUCACACCUAGUUGUCCUUGUGCAAGGUCCCGCCCGAAUGUUGGGUCACUGGAAACAACGACUCCGCGAUGCAGGCGUGGAAAAAAGUGUUUUAUUGGUCUAUGCAUCCUUUGAUAAACCGGCUAAAGAUCCCGAAUGCGAUGUCUUGGAAAAUGGCCAAUGGUCGUCCUUUUGCCGCACCCUGUUUAUCCCCGAUACCACUUGGACGGAAGGAAGAAAUGAACUGGUCAAGUAUGCGCACUGCGAAGAGCAGAUUAGAGAGCAAGAGUUUAGAUAUUGGAUCUUUUCGGAUGAUGAUGUAGAGCUUGAAUGCCACAUACCUGACGAUAUGGCCACCACGACCAACAACUUGAAUGGGACUGUCUGCUGGACACUUUAUUUUGACUUUUUGGACACGCAAAUGCUAUCCUCUCAAGCUGUAUUCUAUGCCUUGCGAGAUGCUGAGAGGUUCAGCGAAGAAAAUCAAAAAGGAAUCAUUAUUACCGCAGAAGUGGAUGCCAUUAUCAAUGCCUUUGAUAGAAGAUAUAUCAAGAUGCUGAUGCCUUAUGUAUUCAUGAAAAAAGACGAUUCCUGGUGGAUGUCGCAAAUGAUGCAAUUCAGCCUAGUACACAGAUGCUUUGGGGCAGCUGGAAUCGUUCCCCUCUUUUUCAAUUUUGUCAAUGACUUGCACCGCGAUUAUCCAAGAGGCUUAGAACUUGAAAAGGCGAGCCUGUUGUUGCACCAAAAUUAUGAACAAUACAUGGGCGUCGACUUUUUUCGCGGCAAAUUUGGCAUCUAUCAAUAUGAACAUAAAGAGGGGCCUUUUCUCGACGUUGCAACAGCAGCCGUUCAAGUACGCAAGCAAUUGGAGAACUCUCAGGCAUCCUGUGGUAAUUUGACACAGCGCUUUCACGAUUGGGAAGAUUCUUGGGGAACAUGCAUUGCCUUUCAACAACGCUUAGAAGAAGAGCAGAGCCAUCCGCUGCCAAGAAAGCCUAUACGGUAG
This is a messenger RNA of Cylindrotheca closterium, 1284 nucleotides long. Lineage: Eukaryota; Bacillariophyta; Bacillariophyceae; Bacillariales; Bacillariaceae. The record is from the annotation of a GenBank genome assembly.